UAUUAAUUUUCGGUCGCUUUGCAUUUUUAUAAACGUGCUAUUUUAAUAUUUAAAACAUAAUUUUUUACUCUCUAUAUUUUAUUAGCUCUUAGUAAGCGCUGUGGUGUAGUUUUUGCGCGGGUUUUCAGAACACCGGAGCGGCGGGCAGGCGGAUGGUGCGGUUGUGGUGGUGGUGCUGCUGGUGAUGGGGGAGGAGGAGGGACGGAGGCAGCGGGACCCGCGGAGCUACUUCAGCCCAGCACUCGCCUAAAACCGCGUUUUAUCCUCCGAAAUCUGAGAUUAAACAGCCGUUUUGCACCGCAGUCUAACUAUCCCGUUCUCGUAUGCACUUCACCGCGGUCGGGAAGCGAAAGUGAGCGCGGUGCGAGCGGCGAGGUCUGUUUAAAAGCACAAGAACUCGCCAAAAUGUAUCCGAGCGGAGCAGCUGGGGUUGCUGAGAUGUGUGAGGGCCUUACCUCUUCGCGAUCAGUAGAUUCUGCUCCUCCAUCUCCUCCAUCACACGAGUAUGUGUUCAAACCACCUCAGAGGCCAGACUUUGGCACCAUGGGCAGGACAAUCAAAUUGCAGGCCAACUUCUUUGAGAUGGAAAUCCCCAAGCUGGAGAUGUACCAUUAUGAUAUUGACAUCAAACCAGAGAAAUGCCCACGGAGGGUCAACCGUGAAAUUGUUGAGCACAUGGUCCAGCACUUUAAAACACAGAUCUUUGGAGAUCGAAAGCCUGUGUAUGACGGGAGGAAAAACCUGUACACAGCAAUGCCCUUACCUAUAGGGAGAGACAAGGUGGAGCUGGAGGUGACUAUCCCUGGAGAAGGAAAGGACAGAAGCUUUAAAGUGGCCAUAAAGUGGGUGUCCUGCGUUAGCCUGCAAGCUCUUCAUGAAGCAUUGUCUGGACGACUGCCAAGCAUUCCUUUUGAGACCAUUCAAGCUCUAGAUGUGGUCAUGAGACAUUUGCCCUCCAUGAGGUACACACCUGUUGGCCGCUCAUUCUUCACACCUUCAGAGGGCUGCUCCAACCCCCUUGGCGGAGGGAGGGAAGUCUGGUUUGGCUUCCACCAGUCUGUUCGACCAUCCCUUUGGAAAAUGAUGCUCAACAUCGAUGUGUCGGCCACUGCAUUCUACAAAGCACAACCAGUGAUUGAGUUCAUGUGCGAGGUUUUGGAUUUCAAAAGCAUUGAAGAACAACAGAAACCCCUUACAGAUUCUCAGAGAGUGAAGUUUACCAAGGAGAUAAAAGGUCUGAAGGUAGAGAUCACACACUGUGGGCAGAUGAAGAGGAAGUACAGAGUAUGUAAUGUAACCAGGAGACCAGCCAGCCACCAAACAUUUCCGUUACAGCAGGAGAAUGGACAGACCAUUGAAUGCACUGUGGCACAGUACUUCAAAGACAAAUACAAACUCGUGCUUCGGUACCCUCAUCUACCAUGUUUACAAGUUGGCCAGGAGCAGAAACACACCUACCUUCCUCUUGAGGUUUGUAACAUAGUGGCUGGACAGCGCUGCAUCAAGAAACUGACAGACAAUCAGACCUCCACUAUGAUUCGUGCCACCGCCCGCUCAGCACCUGACCGCCAGGAUGAAAUCAGCAAACUGAUGAGAAGUGCCAACUUCAAUACUGAUCCUUAUGUGCGUGAAUUUGGGGUCAUGGUGAGAGAUGAGAUGACUGAAGUGAAUGGCCGUGUCCUCCAAGCACCAUCGAUUCUCUACGGAGGCAGAAAUAAGGCAAUAGCUACCCCAAUUCAAGGUGUGUGGGACAUGAGAAACAAGCAGUUCCAUACUGGAAUAGAGAUCAAAGUGUGGGCCAUUGCCUGCUUUGCUCCUCAGAGACAAUGCACAGAACUGCUGCUGAAAGCGUUCACAGACCAGCUGCGGAAGAUUUCACGAGAUGCAGGAAUGCCGAUCCAAGGCCAGCCCUGCUUCUGUAAGUAUGCCCAGGGAGCUGACAGCGUGGAACCCAUGUUCAAGCAUCUGAAAUACACCUACCAAGGUCUGCAGCUGGUUGUGGUCAUCCUGCCAGGGAAGACUCCUGUGUAUGCGGAGGUGAAGCGAGUCGGGGACACUGUUUUGGGAAUGGCCACGCAGUGUGUCCAGGUGAAGAACGUCCAGAAAACCACUCCUCAGACCCUCUCCAACCUCUGUCUGAAGAUUAACGUUAAGCUAGGUGGAGUCAACAACAUUCUGCUUCCACAGGGCAGGCCCUUGGUGUUUCAGCAGCCAGUCAUUUUUCUGGGUGCAGACGUGACUCAUCCUCCAGCAGGUGAUGGAAAGAAGCCCUCCAUUGCUGCAGUGGUCGGCAGUAUGGAUGCUCACCCCAGCCGAUACUGUGCCACAGUACGGGUUCAGCAGCACAGACAGGAUAUCAUUCAGGACUUGGCUGCGAUGGUCAGAGAGCUUUUGAUCCAGUUUUACAAGUCCACUCGUUUCAAACCCACACGCAUCAUCUACUACAGAGACGGGAUUUCAGAAGGCCAGUUUAAUCAGGUUCUGCAACAUGAGUUACUGGCAAUCCGCGAGGCCUGUAUCAAACUUGAGAAAGACUACCAGCCAGGCAUCACUUUUGUGGUGGUCCAGAAAAGACACCAUACCAGACUGUUUUGUAUGGACAGGAAUGAGAGGGUUGGGAAGAGUGGGAAUAUCCCUGCUGGCACCACAGUUGACACCAAAAUCACUCAUCCAUCGGAAUUUGACUUCUACCUUUGCAGUCAUGCUGGCAUUCAGGGGACAAGCAGACCAUCUCACUAUCAUGUGUUGUGGGAUGACAACCAUUUCACCUCGGAUGAGCUGCAGGUGCUCACCUACCAGCUUUGCCACACAUACGUGCGCUGCACUCGCUCUGUAUCCAUCCCGGCACCAGCCUACUACGCCCACCUGGUGGCUUUCCGUGCCCGCUACCAUCUAGUAGACAAGGAACAUGACAGUGCUGAAGGUAGUCACACAUCAGGCCAGAGUAAUGGCCGAGACCAGCAAGCCCUGGCCAAAGCCGUGCAGAUCCACCAGGACACACUGCGCACCAUGUACUUUGCCUGAGCCCAACCAGAUUGAGUCCUGUAUCCUGAAACGUUUUGUAUGUGUAUGUUUAAUGUGCCACUUUCAUUGUGUGGGUUUCCUCAAAAGGAGAAGAAAUUCCCAUAUCUUUUAGAUGUCCAAAUCUCCACAUGGGUAAUUCCAAAUAUUUUAAACAUUCACAUUUUUUUCUGAGUAUUUAUUAGAGCACUGAGACGUUUGUUUAUCCCUUUUUAUUUUAAUUUUUUUUUAUAGGAGUUGAGGGUAUGUUGUGUAUCUCCGUUCAGUAUGUUCAUAUUGUAAGCUAGGAGUUAACCUGUUUACGUAGAUUCAACUCAAUCAACUUUACAAUGCUUUUAAAACUGACAGUUUUGAUUUUGUGAUGGGUGGGUUCUAUUAUUAUUAUUAUUAUUAUUAUUAUUCCAGGCCAGAUUGUAGAGAUUCUAAAGUAGUUCUUUUAAUGAACUCGUUACACAUUUAAGGCUGCAAGAAAAGUUUAAGGAACAGAUCAUGUUUCGGGGUUGGUUGUUCAGUUGCACUCUCCGCAACUGUAUUGUCAUUCAUGUGCACUGACUGAAGGGGCACAACUUCAGGACACAAGUACUUAUUGUGUUUUAUGUUUCAUUUGUGUGUACUAACAUAAAUCUCAAUGUUGUCUUUUUUUGUUAGUCCUAAACCUAUUAAUUCUACCAUAGUCAUUCUUAAUUCUUGGAGUAAUUAACAACUGACUGGGAUGAAAGUGCUGUUUUUUAGAAUGUGUGAUAAGGACAGUGAAUUUAGCAGGACAGUAGAAAUUUGAUCAGCUUGACAUGCUUUAUUGCCAUUCCCUCACCAUGAUAAGAGUGUUAUGACAAUCAGCUGUCUGGGCCUAAAUAGGAUGUGAUGGAUCAUGCAGGACAGGUUCCUGUUAGUGACACUUUUCCUAUUUUUGAGCCAAGUUUGUCAAUAAGGAAUCUGUUCUAAUCAGGCCAGAGUCCUUUUUUGAUAUGACAUCCUUUCUGUGUGUUCGUGUGUGUAUACGUGUUUUGUAUGUGUGUUUUCCCAUUCUAACAUUGUCAUGUAAAGAGUGAGCAUUUAGACUCUCAUAUAGACUUAAAAGAGAAAUACUAAUGUCUUUACAUACUAAUCAUUUAGAUCAAAGUCAUUUCUCUAUUUGCUUCUGAGUUGAUAUAUAUUGAUUGCGGUGAGAGCUGUCUGAAGCAUUGCUUCAGGUUAUAGGCGUGUUGGUGAUUAAUGAGUCAGUCCAGUUUUUGCUUGUACAGGAAGGAUUGUCUCAGCUGACUGGGGUUGGUUGUUCCAGAGAGACACUCUCACUCUGCAGUGUAGUGAGUAAAAUUGGUGCUUCUGAAAGCCUCGUAUGUACUGUGUGGUUCAGAGAAGAGUCAGGGUUGAAGAAUAUUUUAUUGACACUGGGCUGCAUACUGCCAUUCUUCAGCACACCACGUCCACACAUGCUGAUGGCUCAUAAAACCAUGGCCUUAACUGUGGAGAGGUCCUGUGAGUUGAGAAAAAGAGUUUAAAAUGAGUCACAGUGGAGGUGAGAAAUUUCGUCUGAAUGUGUUAUGCACCUUAAUGUUUUGCCCAAAUGUCAGUGAUUAAGUAAGAGCCUUUACCAUAGAAGUUUUUGGUUUUCUCCCCCCCCCCCCCCCCCUCCCUUUUGAUUAUGGAGGUCUUUUUAAAAGCUUUGUAGUGCCACAGUGUUUGGCCAGUCGGCAAAUGGUUUUUAGUUUUUGUUGCAUUGAUAAUGGGAUAUAGGGUAUAGUGACAAUGGAUCACCCACUCGUAAUUCAAUUUGAGCCGCAAUAUAUUGUAUGCAUCUCCUGUAUACUGUUAUAAUGCAACAUCUGAAUGCCUUCUAAAGCUCCCCAUAAGGUGUGAUAGUCUGUGCUGGUUAAUUAGCUGUACUGGUUAUUCCCCAUAUAAUGUUUGGGUUAAUUUAACUAGCUUAGAGUUGGGAUAUUUUUAACUCUUCUUUUUUUUCUAACUAUGCAUUUAUAACCAAGAGAUUUUAGUGAUGUUUGUGUAUAUGAAAUAUGAAUUUAGAAAAUACAGUAUGUAUUGUAGUCAUUUUAAGCUGGGUGCUUUUAAUAGUGUGCAUAGUAGUGCGAAAUCCUGUAUCCGUUGUAGCAGUAUUAGCCAACAGAAUACUAUAUUUUUAUUAUAUCAGACAAUUGGGUAAACUUUGUAAGACUUUCAGUUAUUCCUGUUAGCCAAGAAAGAUUACAAAUCGUAAGUAUACUGUUGUCCUACAGUGAUUCAAAGCACAAAAAUUGCAUUGGCAUAAUUGUAGGUGCUAGAUUUUUCCUGACAUUUUUUAAAAUCACAAUUCUGUUUUCUUUACCAUGAAAUCAUCAUAUAAGCCUCAACCAUAGAACUGGUCCGUGAGGUUGAGUUUCUUCAGUUAACCUUGAACGUUAUUCAUUACUGUCAUUUUCCGACUUGACUGUGUUUGCAGGGGCAUUUUAGUUCUCAGUCUCAGUCAAAUACUUGAGUUAGUUUUACUGAGUGGCGCUGGUCUUGAAACUUGUGAAAGUAGAUGCACUUUUAAAGGGCAAAGGACAUUAUACCUUUAGUUCCAUAAGAUUCAAAGCAUGAAGUUAUUCUCCGGUUGUAAUUGUGUGGAAAUGGCUAGAUGUCCUACCUCGUGUUGCCUGUUUCUGAUAUUAUGGUAACAUACUUGCAUUAGUCAUUUCUUCAUAAUUACAGGAAUUUUACUGACUUGUGUAUCUCUUAAGAGGCCAAGCUUGGUGCCAUUUAAAUCCAUUAAAAUCGACUGCCAUAUUUUUUACCAGUAAAAAAGUGUUCAAAGCCUCAAAGAAGGAUCGCUGCAAGUUUAAACUGCAAAUCAGAGUGGAUUAUUUACUGAAAGUGUACAGUAUGAAUACUGUCAUGUUCUGCCAAAUGUUUUUACGUUGCAAAACUUUCAAGUUGUAUCUGUUUGCCCCACCUCUGUGGCUGCUCAUUGGACUGCGCAUAUCUUGUAGUUUUCCUCUUUAGUUUUUCAGCUGUAUUUGUCAUUUACUUAAAGAAGCAAACUGAGGCAACAGUAAUUUUUUUAACUAAUUCUUAGACCCGUCUAACUGGGACAAACCUGAUCUCUUCAGCUUUCAGUUGUUACUGAGUCUUUUAUUAUUUUACAUUUUGAAUCCAGCACCUUAGAUUGUCAGAACUCUUCAGCAUAUGCAAUUACUCAAAAUAUGGAAAAAAAAAUGUAUGAUCGACAUGUGUUUGCACUAUAUCAAGAGGUGACUAGGCUAGUGUUGUAAAGAUUGUAAUAUUAGCAAAGUUCUGGUUGCCACCAUAAACGCUAAAGUACACUGCAGUUUCUUGAGCUAAGUUUGUAUUACAGUUUUGUAUGCACACGGGCACAGACAAACUGCUAAUUGGUGCAAACUCAAAUAAAGUCCUGAUAUUCUCAUAACUAUGCAAAAACUGAAUUCUGUUCAGAGCCAUCAGUCCUAUUUUAGGUUUUGUGAUUGUGUACAUACAAUUAGCUUUAAGCUGAUUCUUCACUGUAUACAGUAUUUGCUGUAUACUCUAUCUAAAGCUCUAAUCCAGAAUUAAUAUUUUCUGCAUUUUAAGGCCCGUUCGCUCAAAUUUCGAUAAAAAAAAUUAAGGACAAAUUUGAUGCAAGAUGAUUUUUUAUAGGCAUUUGUAAUUAUUUGAGUUUAUAAUUUUCAUUUUCUAUACAGUUAUUAAGCAGAAGUGUUUUUCAAACUAUAAAAUGAAAAACUAAAUCCAACCACAUUUAAUGUGUCAUGAUUCCAGUGUCAUACAGAACCUGAUCCUGAUCAACUGGUAUUGAAAUGCUAGAUUACUACAUUCAUCUAUGCACAGUAAAACAUGGAUUUGAAUGAAAAUGAACAUGGUGCUGUUUUAGAUUAAACUGUGUUGCCUCAGUUGGAGAAUGCAGGAGAAUACCUAAUCAAUUUAUCUCCUUUAUUUUCUAUAAUGUAUUUCAGCAAAUAGUGUAUGUAGAAAUGUAACAUUACUGCCAGUGAAAUAGCUUGUGCUUGUAAUAGAGAGAAGUAAACAGUGUGAAAAACUUUUUUUUAAAUUGGUGGGAAUUUUUACACCAAGUGAAGGCCCUUUUUAGACAUUUUAAAUGGUUCUUUCCCCCUCAAACAUGGUUCUUUAUAUAACCUAAAUUGCACAAAGAACCAUUAGUAGUACCAUUUGUUCUUGAGAGUUUAGUACAGUCUGGUCCGUAAAUAUUAAAUAGGAUAUUGAUAUUUUGGAAAGUUUCCUAGUAACUUGAAGGUGCAACAAUAUGUGCAGCAAAUAGAGUACUGUACUAGAGUAUCCAGGACUGUGAAUUGAGUACCAUUUGUUACCAUUGUUAAUUUUUGAUUAGGCUUCCAUCUUUAGAACAAACUAUUGUUUUUUUUUCAUGCCAAAAAAGUCCAAAAUAUAUAUAUUUUUAAAUAAUUAGAUUUAAAUAUGUAGCUAAGAAUUAUGCAUGUUGGACUUCAGUGCUGUCUCUUAUGCGCGAGUCAUUUUAAUCUGUGGCUAGAGUGUUUAGACUGAGACACAUCUGUACAAAUCUGGUUUUAAUCGCAUCUCAAAGCACCUCCACAUAUGUUUUGGAUCCAAUUUGAGCAAAUCUAAUUUCGUAUUGUUUCUGGCUGCACAGAUAAUCAAAAAUCAUCCACAAUACAAUUUAGAUAUGUGAAAUGUGCAUUCUGAACAUAGCCAUUUUUGGAUUGGAGGAUUGAAAGAAUUAGACUAAAUUAUGAUGUUCCUUAACCAGCGAAAGCAUAAAAUGCUGUCUCUAUAGAUUAAACAUUUCUUGAACUUUGCACUGUAAUAGGUAGGAGCAAUUUUGUUAACCUGUCUGUUACUCUGUUGUAUUUGAGGACCAUUCUCUGCAUUGCAUCUUACAACAAAAUUAAUCAAAUUCAUUUCAGAGGCAAAAAAAAUCCUAAAUAUGUUUGAAGAAACACCCCUGAUGAGAUCAUAAUGUAUAUGAAUGUACUUGUGAAUGGCAGUAGUUUAAAUAGUGGCUAAUAGUGGUCUCAUGUAUGCACAUUUAAAGUUCUGAUCAGCUGCAGUUCAGCUAUGUUCUAAUGGGACACUGGACUACAGAAUUUCGUCUUACAUGGUGUAUAAUCUAACACACAAGCAUUUGGGCAAUUAUUAAGGAUACACACCGGCACAAAUAUUAUUUCCGUUGCUUGUGUUUGAGGUGCUGCACUGUAAGACUUGUACAUAAUUUAGCGCUAUAUUGUAGUGUUUUUUGUUUUUGUUUUUAGAGUGUUAAACUUUUUUUGAAACAGUUUUCAAAAUUUAAGGAGCAUCUAGUUCCAUCCAGCCACUAUUUUGAGCUAUAGCAUAAUGUUCAUCCUACAACCGUAAAAAAAAAAAACUUGUCCUGAACAGCCUGCUUUGUGGUUUAUCCGAUAGUCAUAAGCAUAAAAGUGGUACUUGAUGAGCUCCAGUUCACUGUGUGUAUAAAGUAAAAGGCUUUGAUUAGCAAAUUGAAACUUCAACCAUUCUCACUUUUACCACAGUUCAGUUGGCAUCCUAAUCGAACUUCAUUCACAAUACUUGUUAGACAUGGUCUGUCAGGAGGCAGGAGUUGCAGGAGUUCCCGGAGCACAUACAUAUUGAAUACAAAGAAAAAAAAAAACUGUUAUCAGUUUUACUAUUUCGUUUUGUUUUUUUCUUUUUUUUAUUGAAAAAGGACAUAUCAUUGGGCAUCAAUGUUUCAGAUGUACACACAAUACUGAAAUAUGAGGGUUAUUGUGUGUAGGACUAUAGUUAGUCAAGACUGAUUUAAUGACCUGGCUUUUUAUACCAACUUUUUGAAAACUACCUCAGAAUGGUGUCAGGUGCUAGCGUUGUAUAUCCCUAAUUUAUAUGAUCAUGACAAAGAGUAAUAGUGGUGACCAAACAACACAAGCCAAUACUGUGUGUUAGAGGUAUUUAGUUAUAUUUUACGUUUUUUUUUUUUUAAACUGAAAUUUGUAUUAUGGACUAAAAUGAGGGAUGUUUUUGGUGUGUAAAAAAUGUAGGGGACCAAAUUGUGAGCAGUAAUAAAGCUUCCCUUUUUAAAAUGUAGUAAGAUUAUAAUCUUUUAAUGGACUGUAAGGUUGCGUUUGGCAAAAGCUGUAGUCCUACCAGAGAGAAUUUUUAAAUUUUGUAUAUGGAGACAUGCUGGUCAGUGGGCAUUAUUGCUUUCUGUAAUAGUAAGAGUGCUAGAGUGUGAAUGCAGAGCAAUAAAUGAGAGGUGUGGUCUUGUCUACAGGGUGUGUGUUGAUUGAUUGGCGUUUCACAGGGUGAGCUGGUGCUCCUGGGUUUGUAAGCUUUUGGGAAGCUGGCAGUGUCCUCUCUCCAUGUCCAUCAGUAGCAACGUGCCAUGUUUAGAUAACACUGGGCGAUAACGGCUCCAAAAAAAAUCUCUUGUAUUUUUUGCAAUACUAGGACAAGCAUGUUUGUAGACUUGUACUUUUUAUUGUAGAUUUAUUCACAUUUGGCAGCACAGUUUAAAUACAAUGAAGCAGCUUGGCAAUACGUAACAAGUGGUAAUCUCUGAGUCUGUCACUCUUCAUGCUUGCAUUGUACUUGGCUCCUCUUUAUAUCCAGUAUUGCAAUAAUGAAAACCGCUAAAUGAAAACUCCACGGUAAGGGUAAGCAGGUCAAGAAUAAGCUACAUAAAAGUGUUUUUAAUUGUAAUUUGAUGUAUUUUACCAUGCUACAUUUUAGAAAGGGAAUUUGUUUUUAAAUGUAAAUUCUCCAAUUUUAACUGAAUGUGUUGCAACACAUACUGAUACACUGGCAUAUUUCAGUUGUUUCCAGAGAGUUUAAUCUAAUCAAUGUAAGAGGUACAAAAAAGGUUGUAUUGAAUUUUAAUCAAUGUUUUUGUGUUGUGGUUGAGCUAAAGACUUAGACAUCCAGUUUGUGUUCUGUUUUUGUUUUUUGUGUGCCUUUUCUGAUCUGUCUCACCCCCUAUAUUUAACGGGUGAAGGGUGAUAGUCCUUUUCAUUUGCCACAUCAAAGAAUUUCUACAUUGAUUUUCAUGCAACCUUGAGUGAAUGCUGCAUAGAACGAUCAGUAUUUGUAUUUUGCACUUUCUAAGCAGUUAAAAAAAAGAUGCCCUUUUUAAAAAAAAAAAAAUGGGCAGACCAAUAGCUAAAAACAAAAAAAAGUCAAUUAAGACGAGGUAUAUUCUGCUAUAAUAGAAUUCUAAAGAACCAUUUGACAUGGAGGUCUUUGCUUAAAAGUGUAGAGACAUGAAGUACCUCAUAAGCCUGAUAUAUGCUGCAUCAACAUUGAGUGAGUUUUCUUUUGUGAACCUCAUAUUUUCAAACAUGGCAAAACCGUUUCCCAGGUGGGAGGUUUGAUGUACAUGCGAGGCAGCGCAUAUGCCGUUCACAUACUGAUUUUUUUUAUUUAUUUUUAUAUAUUUUUGAGGGGGUUAGACUGCAUCCUUUAUCUGUACAUAGACCACUGAAGUUGUGCAUCUUUCUGUAGUCCUAGUUAUGCCCAUAUUUGGCAUUCUGGACCUAACCUUUCUACCAUUUUCAGUGGCAGAAAUAAAUACGGUAGGUGUUUUUCCUCCUCUGAAAUAUGGAAAAAUUGUAGGAAAAUUAUGUUUUCAAUAUGGCUACAUGUAAGCUAAUGCACACUAAAUUAAUGCUAUUUUGUAUCGUAAACAAAUGCACAAACCAGAAUCCUCCACUAUUGUAGUCGAGUGAAAAGCAGUUAUUUAUUAUUCUAGCACCAACUUACCAGCAUAGGGUAUGUUUUCCCCUGGGUAAGAACCAGUUACCAAGCACGACACAAUGCUCACCUCUUUUAAUUAUUUCAUGAUCAUUCUUGAAGAAGGAUAAUAAAUCAAAACAUAGCCUUUUUAUCUUACUGAUGUCUAACUGACGUGCAGUAGCAUUAGCUUGCAUCUAGCAAUAUUGGUAUUACAACUCUUAAACAACCUUAUAAUUUAAAGGAUCCAGAGAUGUUCAGGAGAAAAAUGUGCACAAAGCGAAACUUACAAGGAUCUGAACACUAGGUGAAGUUUUAAAAACCCCCCAUUCAUUUCUGACUUUGAAAAUCGAGGUUGAUGCUGACUACAGACUGCGUGAUGACACAACUUUAGUGAUCCACUGGCUGUUUGUUGGAGUGAUCAAGACACACAUCAAGGCUUAAAGAGUGCACAGGGAAUCCAGCGUGGUGUUCUGUCUUGGCCAUUUUAACUUACAAAUCUCCUGUAGUGACAAGGUCUGUAUUUUAUUUUUUUUUAGCAAAAGUCACGAAUACCUAUCCCCUAAUAAUUUAAACAUAUUUGGUGACUUGAUAUAGUCAUGAAUGACUGUUGACUCAGGUAUCGCCGUGUAAGGGCUGUAUCUGCUACUGCUUCCCCCCUCCUGCACUCCUUCCUCCCUCACCUGUGUCUUAAGGUAGCCUUGGAACUGCAUUUAUGGAUAGAACAACACAUACAUAGCAUAUCUGGCCUUAAAAUAUGCACUACUCACCAGAACAUGCAAGUUAUGCUUUGUUAUAGGUCACUGCCAAUCAUCGCCAUAUGCUUUUUGUUAUAAAUCUACCUCCUAUGAAUGUAGGAGUGUCCUGGAUCUACAAAAGGAUUUCCUUUAUUUUUUCUUUUCCUUUGUUUAGUCUGGAAAGACAAUCCUCGGCUGGCCCAAGCGUGUAUUCAACUACUCCAGGACACUCCAGCUGAGGCUGUACACUUUAGGGCCCCCCCCCCCAGUGUUCAUGUAAGCCAUGGAAAAGCAAAGUGACCAAAGUCUUUACUGAGGCAUUCCUGCACUGCCUUGCAGGCUCAAACCUCCCCCUUCCUUCAGCCAUUUUAUUUUUUAUGUUUCCUCCUUAACCACAUGCCAAAUUGAAUUUGCUGUCAUUUCUGUUGUGAUGAGGUCGUUUCUUUCUCAUUCUUGUGUUUGGGCUCACUGCUAAGCUCUGUCUCAUCAUUUACUUCUUGUCAGUGUAAAGUGUGAGCUUUGAGGGUUUUUUGUUUCUGUUUUUUCUUUUCGUUUCUGCUUUCUUUUGUGUUAAUUAUGAUUACAAUCUCAAGAUAUGCUGUAAACCCUGCUAGGACAUAAUGUGAAUACGUAUCAUUUAAUAUAGUUGACUCUUUCGCUUGACUGUAUAUUGCAUUGAUAAAAUAAAGUUAAUAAACUUUAA
Astyanax mexicanus (Mexican tetra) is the source of this 12141-nucleotide messenger RNA. It is a transcript of the gene ago2, whose product is annotated as argonaute RISC catalytic component 2. Gene Ontology annotation, molecular function: endoribonuclease activity, cleaving siRNA-paired mRNA; RNA binding; protein binding. The coding region runs from base 406 to 3024 and encodes 872 amino acids. Lineage: Eukaryota; Metazoa; Chordata; Actinopteri; Characiformes; Acestrorhamphidae. The transcript has 20 exons. Gene Ontology annotation, cellular component: RISC complex. Gene Ontology annotation, biological process: regulatory ncRNA-mediated gene silencing; regulation of DNA-templated transcription. The record is from RefSeq and is a predicted model, not a curated record.